UCUACUGUUAGAAGGCUUAAGAACGAACAUUUCAAAGCUCAUUUCAAUCAUCAUCGUCAUCAUGAUUCUUCAUUCAAUAUUCAUGAUGGUGAUUCUUCGUCCUUAUUACCUCACCAUUUCACUACUUUUUCUCGCUUCACCAAACUCGUCCUCAUACGUCAACAAAAUGAGACAACCUUUUUCAAUCUUCUUCACAAUUCUCCUCCUCGCCGUCACACUCCCGCCGCCAUGUGCCGUCGUCUCCGCCGGCUCCGGCCAGUGGCAGCUUCUUCAGAAAAGCAUCGGCAUUGUCGCCAUGCACAUGCAGCUCCUCCACACCGACACUAUACUCAUCUUCGACCGCACCGACUUCGGCCUCUCCAACCUGUCCCUCCCCGGCGGCCGCUGCCGCCACGACCCCAACGAACGGGUCGUCAAAACAGACUGCACUGCCCACUCCGUCGAAUACGACGUCGCCUCCAACACCUUCCGCCCCCUUUUCCUUCAAACCAACAUAUGGUGCUCCUCCGCCUCCGUCGCCGUCGACGGAACGCUGGUUCAAACCGGCGGCUUCAACGACGGCGACAGAGUUGUGCGGACAUUUUUCCCUUGCGCCACCUGCGACUGGAAAGAAAUCCCCGGCGGCCUCGCCGUGCGCCGCUGGUAUGCCACCAACCAUAAACUCCCGGACGGGCGCCAAAUCAUCGUCGGCGGCAGAAGACAAUUCAACUACGAGUUUUACCCUAAAAGCUACGCCACAGCCAAAAACGCCUACUCCUUACCCUUCCUCGUUCAAACCACAGAUCUUUUCGAAGAAAACAACCUCUACCCCUUUGUUUUCCUCAACGUGGAUGGCACCCUCUUCAUCUUCGCCAACAACAAAGCCAUUCUCUUAGACUACACCAAAAACGCCGUCGUUAAAACGUUCCCCAACAUUCCCGGGAACGACCCCAGGUGUUACCCCAGCACCGGUUCUGCUGUUCUCAUACCCUUACGCAGUAAAACCCCAGACUUUUCUUUUACCGAAGCUGAGGUUUUAAUCUGUGGCGGAGCCCCGAGAGGGGCUUAUACUCAAGCCAAAAGAAAGCAUACAUUUAUCGGAGCUUUGACAACCUGUGCUCGGAUUAAAAUAACCGACCCGAAUCCAACCUGGGUCGUGGAGACAAUGCCCGGAGGUAAAGGUAGACUCAUGGGCGAUAUGCUUCUCCUUCCAAACGGCAACGUUUUGAUUAUUAACGGUGCAGGUUCCGGAAGCGCUGGCUGGGAAUACGGGCGCGACCCGGUUCUGGCUCCGUUAGUUUAUUACCCGGAUAACAAUCCCGGGUCGAGGUUCGAGAUUCUUAACGCCAGCAAUACUCCUCGAAUGUAUCACUCAACUGCGAUUUUAGUUCGUGAUGGAAGGGUUCUGGUUGCUGGGAGUAACCCCCACGUGGGGUACAAUUUCUCGCACGUGAUUUUCCCCACCGAGCUUAGCAUUGAAGCUUUUUCGCCGCCGUAUUUAGAAGCUGCGUUUCAGAAUGUGCGUCCGAGAAUCGUUGGUCCGGUGUCGGGGACGAGGGUAGCCUACGGGCAGACAGUAAAGGUUCGGGUCGACGUGGCAAGCGGGUCUUUGGUUCGGAGUUUGGUGCGGGUGACGGUGCUGGCGCCGCCUUUCAACACGCACUCGUUUUCGAUGAAUCAGAGGAUGCUGGUGCUGGAACCCAGCAACGUGACAAACGUUGAUGGACCAACAAUGUUUGAGUUUGAGGUGACAACACCCGGUUCGCCCGUUCUUGCACCACCCGGUUUUUAUCUACUGUUUGUGGUCCACCAAGAAAUUCCAAGCGAAGGAAUUUGGAUCCAAAUUCUUUAAUCCUUAUCACAACAAAACCCUAAUUAAAAAAUAGAAAUUCAUAUUUAUAUAACCUUAUAAUAUUGCUUGUGUAUAGUUUCUAGUAAUAUUAACUACAAGUGUAUGACAUCCUAGUUGCAUGUGGAUAGAAGGAUUUGGUGUGGUCACCGGAAAAUGUCCGUGACUAAUAUAAAGAUAAUCUUUAAAUU
Vigna umbellata (rice bean) is the source of this 2019-nucleotide messenger RNA. The record is from RefSeq and is a predicted model, not a curated record. Lineage: Eukaryota; Viridiplantae; Streptophyta; Magnoliopsida; Fabales; Fabaceae.